Messenger RNA from Hyaena hyaena (striped hyena), 625 nucleotides. It is a transcript of the gene CIB3, whose product is annotated as calcium and integrin binding family member 3. Gene Ontology annotation, molecular function: calcium ion binding. The coding region runs from base 24 to 587 and encodes 187 amino acids. Lineage: Eukaryota; Metazoa; Chordata; Mammalia; Carnivora; Hyaenidae. The record is from RefSeq and is a predicted model, not a curated record. The transcript has 6 exons.
AGUGUCUCGGCAGUGUCCCCACCAUGGGCAACAAGCAGACGGUCUUCACUCAUGAGCAGCUGGAAGCAUAUCAGGACUGCACCUUCUUCACAAGAAAGGAAAUCAUGAGGCUCUUCUAUCGCUAUCAGGACCUGGCUCCCCAACUGGUCCCCCUCAACUAUACCAGCCGCCCUGACGUGAAGGUGCCCUACGAGCUCAUCGGCAGCAUGCCCGAGCUGAAGGACAACCCAUUCCGCCAGAGAAUUGCCCAGGUGUUCUCUGACGAUGGGGACGGCCACAUGACCUUGGACAACUUCCUGGACAUGUUUUCUGUGAUGAGCGAAAUGGCUCCCCGCGAUCUCAAAGCCUACUACGCUUUCAAAAUUUAUGACUUUAACGACGAUGGCUACAUCUGUGCGUGGGACCUGGAGCAGACGGUGACUAGGCUGACGCGGGGGGAGCUGAGUGCUGAGGAGGUGAGCCUGGUGUGUGAGAAGGUGCUGGAUGAGGCUGAUGGGGACCACGACGGGCGGCUCUCCCUGGAGGACUUCCAGAACAUGAUCCUGCGAGCACCCGACUUCCUCAGCACCUUCCACAUCCGCAUCUGAGGGAGCCAUGGAGAAGCUGGGUCAGAGGAGCAGAGGAG